UACAUAAAUCGCGUAGUGUUUGGAGUAGAGGUUUAAUUGUUAUUGUCAUAAGCCAGACCCUUUUUCCCAGAUGUGAGGUAUGUAACAAAUGUAACCCUUCUCUCAUUAGCUCUAUGCCUCCUGGUGGUUCAACUGGACUUUCUCUAUACUUAAAGGAAAUGACUAUAUAUGUCAUUAUCAGUAUGGGAAUCCUCUUCCUGAUGGACAGCGCAUGCGCAAUGACAACCCAGUAUAGUGUUAUGCUCGAUGCUGGAAGUUCAAGCACAAAACUCAGAGUAUACUCGUGGCCUGAACGAACAUCCACCUCAUCAAAAUUUUACAUAACAGAAAAAUAUUACAAAAAAGUCAAACCAUCGUUGAGUUCAUUUCAGGAUAAUUUAGAUUCACUCCCAGAAUAUAUAAAGAAUUUGAUUUCGAUUGCUGAGUCGCAAGUGCCUUCACAUCGUCAUAACAGGAGUAACAUUUAUCUCUUUGCAACUGCAGGGUUACGGUUUGUAGAAGAAGAAAAAGCUAUGAACUUAAUGAACAGUGUUCGACAUGUGCUGUCCGACAAAAGAAACCAUAAAUUCAUAUAUAGCGAAAGAAGCGUUCGAAUUCUCUCUGGCGAAGAGGAGGGAGUAUUCGCUUGGAUUACUGCUAAUUACCAUAAUGGAUUCCUAUCUUCUAAUCAAUCACAAUCGAAAGCAGUGGGUGUCCUCGAAAUGGGAGGCGGAUCCACACAAAUCACUUUUUUACCAGACGGACCUCUCUUAGCUCACAUGUUUCCUGUUCGAAUAUCUGGACGUAUAUUCAAUCUCUAUUCUCACAGUUAUUUAAAUUUUGGAACAAAUUAUAUGGAGAAAAGAAUAAAAGAGCAUCUAAUCGAACAAAAUCCACACAGUAUGGAUAUCCUAAAUCCGUGUGCAUUGAUAAAAACUGCAUAUUUAUAUUGCAGUGAGACUAUAGAUUAUGCAGUAUCCUUUUACAAAGUACGGGCAGAGUUUGCUUCUAGUACCUGCAUGAUGGGACUGUACAUAACAGAGCUUCUUACCUUUGCUUACGGGUUUCCGGUGAAUACAGACAGAAUAUACUCUGCUCAGAAAAUCAAUGGAAAAUCUCUAGAUUGGCCUUUCGGUGCAACACUUUACGAGGCUGAGCUGAUGGCCCGGGAUUAUCCCUGUCCCCCAAUCUCCUCCAUGAUCAGUGCAGGAAAUAAUCUACAAGGCUACAGACUAACUCUACUGGAAUUCUUCCUCUUCUUUUGUAUUGUCUUUCCACUUGGAUAUCUGAUAAUAUAGGGAUUCUUGGAUAUUU
Saccostrea cuccullata (small rock oyster) is the source of this 1293-nucleotide messenger RNA. Its product is annotated as ectonucleoside triphosphate diphosphohydrolase 5-like. The coding region runs from base 114 to 1277 and encodes 387 amino acids. Lineage: Eukaryota; Metazoa; Mollusca; Bivalvia; Ostreida; Ostreidae. The record is from RefSeq and is a predicted model, not a curated record. Gene Ontology annotation, molecular function: hydrolase activity. Gene Ontology annotation, cellular component: plasma membrane. The transcript has 7 exons.